AUGGUCGCUUCUGGUUUGAUUGGCCUUUUGGCUGUUGUUUUCCAGAUAUCCUUCGCAAAGGCGGUGGACGUCAAUGUCAAAGUCGACGCCUACACGAGCGAAGUUGAAUCAGACUCUACAACUAUCUACUACUCUGAGAAGAAUCCUCUAUUAAUUGGAAACGAUGGAGGGCCUGACAAGGGUGGUUUUCACGUUUAUGACUUCAACUCCAAAUCUCCUCUGAAAGAGGUCGCCGCCAAAACUCCUGGACGCAGCAAGCUUGUUACUACAGUCUACGAUGUGGAUGAUAAAGAUGUUCUCGUUACUAUCGCGAUGCCUGACUCUAUUCUUCGCGCGUACGAGAUGCCCAAGUUUAAGCAGAUCGAGGACGCGGAUUUGAAAGUGUUGGGCGAUUGGUCCGCGCUGUGUAGCUGGAAGAGUCCUGCUGGGAAUGACUAUCUCUAUCUGUUUGGAAAGGGAGAGGCUGUUCAGCUACUUCUACGAGAGACUAAAAAGUCACUUGAGUUUGUCAAGAUCCAAAAAUUCCCUACCGAAUUUGAGACGGACUCCUGUGCUGUGUCACGCUCUGAGUCACGUAUGUACAUCUCAAAAGGCGACAAGACCGUGUAUGCAUUCGCGCUCAAGGAAUCUACUGAAGCGCCUAAGAUUACUGAGGUCGGCAAGGCAGCGGACGAUGUGACAGGCUUGGCGAUCUACGUGCCAAAGAAGGGCUCCGACUACCUAUUUGUCGCCCAGACAGACAAAAUCGCCGUCUACGACCAAUCCUUGAAGCUCAAGGGAACUGUAUCUUUAACUGGACAGGAAGACGUUGAGAUCAAGGGCUUGGACAUCUACCAGGGCUCGACGAAGAAAUAUCCCGCUGGUGCUUUAACGUACGCCAUCGAGUCAGAGGAAAUCAACGGGUUUGGGGUCUCAUCACUCGAAUCAGUUCUCAAGAAUCUCAACAUCGAAGCGAACACAAAGUACGACCCAAGAAAGGUAAAGUCCGACUCCAAGACUGAACCAAUCUGCAAGACUUGCGGUGGCAAUGGAUACUGCAUCAAGGACAAGAGCCAAAAGUGCCAGUGUUUCUCUGGUUUUGCCGGAAAGACCUGCAGCAGCUUCACUUGCGUCAACAAAUGCUCCGGCCACGGAAAAUGCGUCGGAGCAAAUGAGUGUAAAUGCGAUAAGGGAUGGGGUGGUCUACACUGUUCGUUCCUCCUUGUUGAGUCAACAUAUGAGACUGAGCCAAAACUCGGUGAUGGUGAUGACCCUGCGAUCUGGAUCUCUCCCGAGGGUGCAGAGAAGUCUCGCGUUAUCACAACGAUGAAGUCUGGAAAGGAGGCUGGUCUCAAUGUUUUCGAUCUGAAGGGCAAUCUUGUUCAGAGUUUCGCGGCGGGCAAGCCGAAUAAUGUCGACAUGAUCUAUGGCUUCGAGGCGGGUGAUCGCAAGGUUGAUCUUGCUUUUGCUGCGUGUCGAGAGGAUGAUACUCUAUGUCUCUUCGAGAUGCUUCCCAACGGGACACUGACCAAUAUCCCUGGUGGUUCUCACCCUGUUGUCGAGGAUUAUACCGUGUACGGCUCGUGCACAUAUCGUUCACCCAAGACAGGAAAGCAAUACCUCUUCGUCAACGAGAAAUCAGCACGAUAUCUCCAGUACGAACUUACAUCCACAUCCAACGGAACACUCAAGACCGAUCUUGUACGAGAGUUCCAAGGCGGUAGCGGUGGACAAGUCGAAGGUUGUGUCACUGACGAAGAAAACGGCUGGAUCUUCCUCGGAGAAGAACCUUCUGCCCUAUGGCGAUACGGCGCUGAGCCAGACUCCAAAGAUAAAGGAGUCAUCAUCGGCAAAGUCGGUGAUGGAAAACUCUACGGAGACGUAGAAGGUGUGACGCUCGUCUAUGGCUCAAAGCCAGAUGAGGGAUACAUCCUAGUAUCAUGCCAGGGCGUAAGCGCAUAUAACGUCUACCAACGAGCUUCACCACACGAGUACGUCGCCACAUUUACACUCGUUGAUUCAUCAAAUGGAAAGAUCGACCAUGUAUCCAACACCGAUGGUAUAACGGCUGUAGGCACAGCACUGGGCAAGGACUUUCCUCACGGGUUGGUAGUUGUCCAUGAUGAUGCUAAUGAGUUGCCGAAUGGCAAGACUAGUGCCGAGGCGAGCUUCAAGAUGGUUAGUCUUGAGGAGAUCCUUGGGUCUAAGAUUCUCGGGAAGAAGGGCUUGUUGGAUCAGGUGGAUAAGGAGUGGGAUCCCAGGAAGAUGGGCAGAACGGUUAGCAAGUCCUGA
Molecule: messenger RNA, 2271 nt
Organism: Fusarium coffeatum
Lineage: Eukaryota; Fungi; Ascomycota; Sordariomycetes; Hypocreales; Nectriaceae
Exons: 3
Coding region: 1-2271 (756 amino acids)
Molecular function (GO): inositol hexakisphosphate 3-phosphatase activity
Source: RefSeq, a predicted model, not a curated record